AUGUCUGGGGAACUGGUAAAAAAUAAGAUGGAACGCAGAAAAUGUUCAAAUUUUUUGCAAAACCUAUCAAGUGAUGAGUGUCAACAAGAGUUUCAGGACUUUGGACUAAUUCUGAAGGAAGGGCGUAUUGAUGAUGCCGUUUCUUACUUUACCAACGUUUUCCACAACGUGGCAUCUGAUAUGAUUGUGAAGCCAUUAACAUCCCAUAAACUAAGGGAUCAGCCAGAAUGGUGGAGCGUACAAUGUGAACAGUAUAAACGUGAAAAGAAUCGUCGACUAGAUGUCUUUCGGGCUACGAACAGUAAAGAUGAUCUUGCUAUCUACAAGAAGGCAAAGAGUAACUUCAAGAAGAUAUGUUCCAACGCAAAGAGUGCUCAUCAAGAGAAGAUUAAGACUGUGUUGACAGACAACGACCAAUCUCCUCAAGACUUAUGGAGAAAUAGGAUCAAUACAUUCGAUGAUGAUUUUGACUUGGCAUGUAGCUCUCAAAGACGAGUUGUAUCACCAGUGACACAAGUGUCAGAUGAUGAUAACAGUAACAAUGCUACAGUAAAACGAGUGAAUGAGGAAUCUGUGGAUACCAUAUAUAGUAUUGAUGACAGUGACAAUGUGUUUGACAUUGAUGUUGAAUCACAGACCGAAGAUAAAAAUGACAGUAAAGAAACAGAAUGUCCUGUCAGGAAUGUUUUUGAUUUUUUUUACAUUGAAUAA
Messenger RNA from Lottia gigantea (owl limpet), 711 nucleotides. RefSeq lists its product as hypothetical. The transcript has 2 exons. The record is from RefSeq and is a predicted model, not a curated record. The coding region runs from base 1 to 711 and encodes 236 amino acids. NCBI's taxonomy places the organism in Eukaryota, Metazoa, Mollusca, Gastropoda, Lottiidae.